AAGAAGAACGGAGGCAACAACGAGACGAAGCAGAAUGUGGAAGAGAAAGAAGAUCACAAGGAAAAGAAGAAUGGCGAUCCGGCGACACGUCCUGUCAAUACCUCAGACGGGGCCCGUGUUCUGCCGGCUUUGCUUCAAAGGGCAGGAAAUGGACGCACUUAUGGUGGCCUGCCUCUGUACGGGUGACAACAGCUAUGUGCACAAGACCUGCAUCGAGCGAAGCCUGACACAAAGUGGCGUCACCUCCUGUGAGUCGUGCGGCUAUCGAUUUCGGAUACGGACACAGUGUCAGCCCCUGCUUCAAUGGCUUGUGUCCGUGGAGUGCCGUGAGGACGUGGUGCUGCUGCUGCUGAAUCUCGUCCUGUCCUUUGGGGACGUCCUGGCCUUCACGCUGGCCUGGCUGCGGGCGCUCACUUACCUGGAACAAGAGCAGGGUGCGCCGCGAGCCGCUCACUUGCUCAUCAGUGCGCUCCUGUCUUGCCUCACAUGCUUCUGGAGCUGGUUCCAGGGAUACCGCCUCUGGUACUUCACGGAGCCCAUUCGCCGGUGGCGCCGAGAUACCAGCACACUCUGCGUGCUUUCAGCGGUGGUGGGUCGGAGGGGCGCCUCGGAGGAACUCGGCAAGGAGCCGGAAGUUAGUUCCCUGGGACAACUGGCUUGCGACUCACACGGCGAUGAACAGUGCCUGACUGGCUCGCAGAGCCGACAGGUGCUCUCUUGACGCCAACGAGACCAAAGUGUCCGGCUACUACGGCGCCAGUCUUUCCGUUGCUCCGGCCUAUAUCUCGUGCUCUUCGUCCUCACACUUCCUAAGGGCCCCGGAGCAAACCUUCGACCGGAUGCUUAAGUGCCGAGCACCGCACGGCGCGUAUUGUGCUGUCUUAAUGCCUGCCUGUGAAUUUUCGAGAGGUAGACAGGUACGCGCGAUAAACGGGCGACAGGCUUCUUUCCUAGCUUUCGUAAGCUUACAUCCGUGAACAUUGACUGAGAGCAGUAUUCAAAGAUAAGAAUAACGCAUUAAUGUGCGCGUCAAAAGAAAAGUGAGGUAUAGACACUGCCGUGCCCGAAACGCAAGUAUAUAUAUCGACCGGUAACGCCGGACUCGUAAAAUACAAUAAAGUAUUUUUUGUACAUGGUU
Dermacentor albipictus is the source of this 1138-nucleotide messenger RNA. RefSeq names its product E3 ubiquitin-protein ligase MARCHF3-like. Gene Ontology annotation, molecular function: ubiquitin-protein transferase activity; zinc ion binding. The record is from RefSeq and is a predicted model, not a curated record. Gene Ontology annotation, biological process: protein ubiquitination. Lineage: Eukaryota; Metazoa; Arthropoda; Arachnida; Ixodida; Ixodidae.